Molecule: messenger RNA, 1252 nt
Organism: Sphaerodactylus townsendi
Lineage: Eukaryota; Metazoa; Chordata; Lepidosauria; Squamata; Sphaerodactylidae
Gene: LGALS3
Product: galectin 3
Exons: 6
Coding region: 246-1130 (294 amino acids)
Biological process (GO): positive regulation of calcium ion import; negative regulation of extrinsic apoptotic signaling pathway; positive chemotaxis
Cellular component (GO): immunological synapse; nucleus
Molecular function (GO): carbohydrate binding; IgE binding; laminin binding
Source: RefSeq, a predicted model, not a curated record
CUCGCAGCCAGCCGGGGGGCGGUCCCGGCCCUUCGACGGUCUUGCAUAAGAGCUUCCCGGACGGCCUCGCCCAGCUGGCUCUUGUGCUGCUGCUGCUGCUGCUGCUGCGACUGCUGCGUCCCAGGUUCGACUCCCUGCUGCGACUCCCUCGAGAUCUGCCCAGUGAGAUCUGGGUUUGGCCUGUGGGAUCCAACGUGAGGGUGCUUCGCUGAUCUGGUCCCGUUUUCUGUUUCGUUUUCAGGAAGAUGUCUGACGGAUUUUCGCUGUCAGAUGCCUUGGGUGGGUCCAACAACCCGAACCCAAAUGCACCACCUAACCCUUGGGGAAAUCAGCCUGGAGCUCAGCCUGGGGCACCCCCCGGUGCAUACCCUGGCGCGUACCCCGGACAACCCGGCGCGUACCCCGGACAACCCGGCGCGUAUCCCGGACAACCCGGUGCGUACCCCGGACAACCCGGUGCGUACCCCGGAGCACCUGGCGCGUACCCCGGAGCACCUGGUGCAUACCCUGGAGCACCCGGCGGGUACCCUGGAGCACCCGGCGCAUAUCCUGGAGCAUCCGGAUGGCCAGCAUUUCCAGCAUCCGGUGGAGGGGCACCCCAACCACGCUCAUCUGACAACACUUCAGGGACCUUUCCCUCUGACACACCAGGAAUGUUUCCUGCUCCCGGGCAACCCUCGAGUGGUGGCGGUGGAGUGCAACCAAACGCUCCCUUGAAAGUCCCCUACGAGUAUCCUCUGCAAACGGGGCUCGUGCCUCGCUUGCUAAUGACUAUUAGCGGGAUCCCGAAUAAAAAUCCGAACAGGUUCCAGGUGGACUUGAAGAAAGGCCCCGACAUCGCUUUCCACUUUAACCCCCGCUUCAACGAGAACAACAGGAAAGUCAUCGUGUGCAACUCCAUGCUUCAGAACAACUGGGGGAAGGAAGAGCGGAACGCACCCUUGUUUCCUUUCGAGGCCGGGAAACCUUUCAAGAUCCAGAUCUUGUGUGAAGCCGACCAUUUGAAGGUUGCUGUCAACGAUGCCCACCUGUUGCAGUACAAGCACCGCAUCAGAGAGCUGAACCAAAUUACCAAGCUGUGCAUUGCUGGUGACAUCAGCUUGACCGGCGUCACCACUAACAUGAUUUAACUUCCGGCAUCCUACAGUUCUGUGCUCGGGCCUGUGCAUUAAAGCAGCGCCCUCUGCGAAAUCUCCCUGCCCCGUUAAGUUUGUACACAAAAAUCAUAAAUACACAUUGUUUUAUGCUACAA